UAACGCGCAAUGCGAAAUUUAUUUGUGGACGGAGAGAGUAUAAUAAACCCUUCCAGUGUCUAUUCACUCCCGUCACCCAACCUUAUCUACAGUAUUUUUCUUUAUCAUUUCUUUUAAUUCUCCUCCAUCGACCACCCAACCAUUAUCUGCUUCUCGCCUUCUCCUUCAUUUCUUUUUCUAUUUUAUCUUUGCCCAAUGCCCACCACCACCCAACCAUUAUCUUCUUCCCUUUCUUCGCCCACCACUGACAAAUCAUCCAAGCCUCUUCGGUCAUUGUUGCAUCACCCUCUGCUGUAGCAACAGGUAAUUAGUGAAAUCUGGGGAGCAACGAAUGCAGACUUGAUGGAGGUUUGAUGAACAUGCAUGGGGAAACAAUGGAGAUCUGAUGGGGAUUCGAGCAAUGAAUAUUUGACAAAAUCAUAUCUCUUCAUCACGGGAAGUAUUAUCGCUGAUCUGUGUUUUGCCCUGGAGGUUAAGUUCCCUAAUGGUUUGCCCCCACCUCCAUCUCGAAGUUCAACUGAGUGCAAAAUCCAAGAAAUUACCAGAUUAUUGCAUCGCUUCCACUGAUUGAGCAAAGGAGAAUUUGAUUCUGGUGCCUUCGAGCUCCCAUCCACAAAUCCAAGCUUGUUUCUCGCACUCAGAGCAAUCUGAGCCGAUCGUUUCCAUUGUGCAUAGUUGUCGCCAUUCAACUUCUGAGAUGCAAGAGAGAAAUUAGGCGUCUCCAUUGGAUGUAGAUACAGCUCGCUCUGUGGAUCGAUUGAAGAACGAGUCACUGAUUCCGCCAUGCCUUCAAAUUAGAUUUUGAUUUGGACUGAGAAAUGGAAUCGAGUUUUGACAAAUUCAGAUUGAAUCAGAAAUGAUAACGCCAUUAAAGCAUGGCUCUGAUACCAUGUUAAAGCAGCCAAAGAUUCUCCAAAUUGAACCGACUAUCCACGUACACGGCUCCGGCUAUGGACUUUACAAUGUUAGUAAGAACUUUGAGAGCUUUGAUAGCUCCGCCAUAAAACUGGGACUCGUCCUCUUCUCGGACCGUCAUCACAAACUCCGUGACCUUUUCAUCAAUGGCAGAAGAGCUAUGUCGGAAAUGCCUAAAGAGGCCAUUAUCAACUGCUACUCGAGCGAGCUUCUCGGUGCUGAUGUUGGCGGAGCGCAGAAGGGAGAGUUGGCCGGGAACAAGGUGUGGAUAGGUUAAGAAGAUGAAAUUUGAGACGACCAUUCCUAGAGCCAUGUCGCCCAGGAACUCCAGACGCUGAUAAGAGGGCAAAUAG
Molecule: messenger RNA, 1268 nt
Organism: Cuscuta campestris
Lineage: Eukaryota; Viridiplantae; Streptophyta; Magnoliopsida; Solanales; Convolvulaceae
Source: the annotation of a GenBank genome assembly